GCAGCCUUUCCCAGGUUAGCUACUUCUAAGUCCUACUCCUUCACAGGGACUAUCCCCCUGAGCUACUUUGACAUAGCCUAGUUACUCAAACCACAGAUUCCUCAGCACUGGCUGGACUGCAGAUAAGACACUACCUACAAUCAAGUUGAUAAGCCACAACAGAAACACAUGCAAGUUUAGAAUCUAACAAUCUAACAUAAAGCAUUGGCUCUCUUCUUCCAUCUUAACAAUUUCAUGCAAGGUCUAAAGAAACUGCCUCAUCAAAAGAAUAAGUCUUUAAAUUAAAAAAAAAAAAAGACCUGAAAAUGGGUCUAUUGAGUUCCAAAAGUAAAGUCCAGGAAGCUCGAAUUCUUCUGCUGGGACUGGACUCUGCGGGGAAGUCUACUCUCCUUUAUUCAUUAUAGUUUGCUAAAGAUAUUGUGACCAGACCAACAAUUGGUUUCAAUGUGGAGCUGAUUGAGCUGGAAAAGACUUCCACCACAAUCUGGGAUGUUGGAGGACAGGAGAAAAUGAGAGGUGUUUGGGACUAUUACUGUGAGAACACUGAUGUGUUGCUGUAUGUUGUGGAUAGUACAGAUAAGCAAUGACUAGAAGAUUCCAGAAGAGAGUUUGAACACAUUUUGAAGAACAAACACAUUAAAGGUGUGCCUGUUGUCCUAUUAGCCAACAAACAAGAUAUGCCUGGAGCUCUGACUGCCAAGGACAUCACCAGAAUGUUUAAAGUAGAGAAGCUCAGUGACCGGAGCUGGUAUGUACAGCCUUGCUGUGCCCUCACUGGAGAGGGCAUGGCUGAAGGGCUCAGGAAAUUAACUGCAUUUGUGAAAAGCUAUGUAAGAGGAGACACUUUCGCAUUCUUCAAGUAGAAUGAGGUUCAAGUCAUGAAAGACACGUUGAUGAAACUGAAAGGGUAAUUUUUUUUUAUCCAGGUCAAGUGAGAAAAGAUUGCUGAGCUGCUUUGCCUCAGAUGUUAUUUCAACUAAAAAUAAUUAAAUAAUUCAGAAUAAUUUCCAGAAAAACUAUUUUUGGCUAAGUACUUUAGCAAACAGUGUGGUAAUGAUGAUUAAGAAGGACAAAUUUACAAUUUUGUACACAUUUCAUGAUUUAAAAUAACUGGGUAUGGAACAAAAUGAUUGAUUUAAUAAUUUUAUAUGACUACUAAACAAAAUUUAAAUUAUUUGCUAAUAGAGUUGGAGUUCUUUCAGAUUGUUUCUUGCUGUUACAGAUAUUGAAUUUCCAUCAUGCUCCUGUGUAAUAGCUGGGUGAUGUAAAAAAUGAACUGUAAAUUAUAGAGAGGAAAAAGUUGAAUGGCAACCCCUACCCCCUAAAUAUUUUC
Messenger RNA from Condylura cristata (star-nosed mole), 1333 nucleotides. RefSeq names its product ADP-ribosylation factor-like 14 (gene ARL14). Gene Ontology annotation, molecular function: GTP binding; GTPase activity. The record is from RefSeq and is a predicted model, not a curated record. Lineage: Eukaryota; Metazoa; Chordata; Mammalia; Eulipotyphla; Talpidae. Gene Ontology annotation, biological process: vesicle-mediated transport; intracellular protein transport. Gene Ontology annotation, cellular component: cytoplasm.